Molecule: messenger RNA, 1653 nt
Organism: Passer montanus (Eurasian tree sparrow)
Lineage: Eukaryota; Metazoa; Chordata; Aves; Passeriformes; Passeridae
Gene: TGFA
Product: transforming growth factor alpha
Exons: 6
Coding region: 1-489 (162 amino acids)
Biological process (GO): positive regulation of cell population proliferation; epidermal growth factor receptor signaling pathway; positive regulation of mitotic nuclear division
Source: RefSeq, a predicted model, not a curated record
AUGCUGGGAAAAUCCCGGGAAAUCGGUGUCCUGCUGGCCGCGUGCCACGCGCUGGACAACAGCACGGCCGGCCGGAGCGCCCCGGUGGCGGCGGCCGUGAGGUCACACUUCAACGAGUGCCCCGACUCGCACCGGCAGUUCUGCUUCCACGGCACGUGCCGCUUUCUGGUGCAGGAGGAGAAACCCGCCUGCGUGUGCCACUCGGGGUACGUGGGGACGCGCUGUGAGCACGCUGACCUGCUGGCCGUGGUGGCCGCCACCCAGAAGAAGCAGACCAUCACAGCCCUGCUCGUGGUGGCCGUGGUGGCCUCGGCGCUGCUCGUCACCGUCUGCGUCCUGGUGCACUGCUGUCGCCUGCGGAAGCGCUGGCCCUGGCCCUGGCCCUGGCCCUGUCCCGGGAGGUGCCGCGAGCCCGGAGCCAGCCCUGAGAAACCGGGGGGGCUGCUGAAGGGGGGAGCGUCCUGCUGCCACAGCGAGACAGGUGUGUGACAGCCCCGGGGACACCUGGGGACACCUGGGGACCCCCCAGGACCGUCCCCUCCCCCUGCUCCGCUUCGGGUCCUUUUUGGGGCGUUUUCCCCUUUUCCCGCCGUUUUCCUGGGUUUUCCCUCGACUUUUGGGGCCUUUUCCCGGGAUUUUUCAAACCCAGAUAUUUGGGAUUUUAACCCAAACCCCCGCCAGGAUGGGGAUUUAUUUUUCUACAGGAAAAAACCCCCCGACCCUGGCUUAUUUUUGGGGACAAAUCCCAGCUUUUUAUUAAUAAUAGAUGAAUUUAAAUCCCAGGAAACCUCCUCGGGCUGGAGGCACAACCUUAAUUUCCCCUUAGUAACCAACCCUUGUGGAGCUUUUCCCUCUGUUUUGGGGUUGUUUUUGGGGUUGUUUUGGGGUUUGUUUUUUUUUUUUUUAAAGUCAUGGUUACUCUCAUGUCUUCUGUAUAUGUUGCACUGAAAGUUAAUAUUUAAUGUUUUAAUUUAUUUCGCCUGGUUUAAAUUAAUUUUGAUUCCUAUAAAGAUGUUCUUGUCAUUGCCUGGUCUUGGGGUUUUUAUUUUUUUUUCCUGUCCUAAAAACCUGGGUUAGAGUUAUUUAAGUGAUGUAAAACCAAUUUUUUUUUUCCAAAAAAUUCGUGGGUUGGGUUGUUUUUUUUUUUGGGGGGGAUAUUUGGGAAGGAGAUGCUGAAUCCCAAAGAUGGGAGUGGGAGAAAUAUUCCCAGGGAUGGCUGAGCCCCAAAUUCCCAAAUUUUCAUCCCAAAUUCUCAAUCCCUGAUGCCCCAGUGAUGAACUCAACCCCAUUUUCCCAUUAUUUUAUCCCAGAUUUUGAAGCCCAGUUUUGGGAUCAGCCCCAUUUUCCCAGAUUUUCAUCCCAAAUUUUCCAUCCCCUGAUUCCCCAGUUUUGGGAUCAGCCCACCCCAUUCUGGGGCAGGUUUGGGGCGCAGUUCUGGGGCAAUUCCCGUCAGUUCUGGGGCAAUUCCCGUCAGUUUUGGGGUGAUCCUGGAGGUUUUGAGGCAAUUCCCCUCAGUUUUGGGCCAGUUUGGGACACUUUGGGGUUUCCCAGCAGUUUUGGGGCCAGUCUGGAGCGAUUCUCAGCGGUUUUGGGGCAAUUCCCGGCAGUUUUGGGGGAUUCUCAGCGCUUUUGGGGCGGUUCCUGGCGCUUUUG